AUGGGAGCAUUAUGUUUGAACAUUUUCAAAGCCAAGGAGAAACACAAUACUGUCUUUGAGACAGGUAGAGCAACUGAAGGCAUCAGUUUGGACCUUUCCAAAGCCAAUGCGAUGCAUUUGAAAUACAACACCUUUGAAGGAAUGACUUCUCUGAGAUAUUUCAGCUUCUUCUAUCCGCCAAAGCUUGUGAAUCUAGUGUGGCUUGACCUCUCGUACUGCAAAAAUUUAGUUGCAGUCCCGGACUUGUCUCGGUGUCCAAAUCUCGAGCACCUUUAUCUUCAAGGAUGCAAAAGCCUAUCUGAGCUACCAUCUCACGUUCAAGAUAUGGACAGGCUGAUAGCACUAGACCUUCGAGAUUGUACAAACCUGAGGAUCCUUCCGCCCAAACUCAACUCCAAGUUCCUCAAUCAUCUUCGUCUGUCCAACUGUCCCAAGAUUACUUGUUGUCCAGAGAUCAGUUCAAGAGAGUUGGAGAUCUUGGAUUUAAUGGAGACACCUGUCAAAGCAUUGCCGAGUGCAAUUCACAAUAUCAAGCAAGAUGGCUCCCUAUUUCUGGGCAGCAAACGCAUCACCAGCUUCCUCGCGAUUUCAGCAAGCUUGAAUCAGUUUCAGCUGUGCCAUACCACAAUAAGAGAGAUGGCUUGUUAUGAUGAUGAUCAUCAGAGUUAUUUGCCAAGAUUUGUUCAAUUGGAGUUAGUUGACAACCCUCAACUCAAGAGCUUGUCAAGGAAUAUCUGGAAGAUGGUCUCUCAAACACUCCUCCUCGAAGAUUGCCCACUGAUUGAAAGUUUGCCAGAACUCAAACAGCCUGAUAAUGGCCUGACUGAUCUUAGUAUAAGGGGAUGUCGAAACCUGAAGAGUCUUCCAUCUGGCAUCGACAAUUUGAAAUCUUUGCAGAGCCUCCGUUUCUGUGGCACCAAUAUUAAGUCCCUGCCUGCUUGUAUCCAGGAAUUUAACCAGCUCUCCUGGUUAGAUUUUUCUUUCAACAAAAGGCUGGAGUUCAUCUCCUGCAACAUGCAUGCACUUGCCCAGUUAUCCACCUUGUACUUGACGGGCUGCUUGAAGAUUCAAUCUUUGCAGGAACUCCUGCCCAAUCUUCUAGUUUUAGGUGUAGGUGGUUGCAAAUCAUUACGAGCCUUACCAAGCAACAUAUGCAGACUGAGAUUGAAGGAAUUGUACUUUGAAGAUUGUCCGAAAUUGGGCUCGAAUCUGUCGAAAGAAAUAGUGCGUAGUUUCCCUAAUCAUGCUACGCGGAACCUACAUCCUCAGAAAACUGCCAUGUCUAUAAGUUGCGACUGCAUCAUCGGCACCACUUCCGCUGCCUCUUGGGGGUCUCCUGUUUUUGGAAUGGGUCGGACCUAUUCAGAUUACGUAUAUGUGUGCCUCACCUCCAGAUCCUCGGUCGCAUUGGCAAUGGACGUUUCGAUGUUGUCGUCUUUGAGCUCCUUUAAUGAUUUCGUUGUCGGUGAUGUGGAGUGCGAUUCGCUCGACACCGACAAACAAGCUGGAUUUGUGGAUAGCUUGGAGUGA
Linum tenue is the source of this 1530-nucleotide messenger RNA. NCBI's taxonomy places the organism in Eukaryota, Viridiplantae, Streptophyta, Magnoliopsida, Malpighiales, Linaceae. The record is from the annotation of a GenBank genome assembly.